UAAUAUAGAAACAUUUCUAUUGUGGAAUGAUUUAACAAAGCCUUCAAUGAAAAACAGAAAUAAAUCCGUUCUGUUGGUGUGGUAACCUAAGGCUGUGUAUCACACAGUGUAAAACAUGCUUUUAUAGGUAAUAAUACCUGGCUAUUGUUGUGGUCGGCCGUUUUUUGUGUUUUAUUACCUUGAGAUAAUUGUAGACGAGUUAUGUUGGUUGGAUGACGUACGGGUUUGUCGUCGUAUUCAGUCGUGUUUUUCUCUGAAUGAUUUUACUCACCUUAGGAAUGCGAGCGAGAAUAACGAUACGAUUUGUACGCUUGUGAAAAUCAUUAUUAACAGAAGCCUAUCGUUUAAAAGUGAAGAUAUUCCAGGCCUUGCAAAAUUUAAUUAUGUGAAGUGAACGUGAGACGAUGAUUCACGGAACUAAGUCACUUGCUCCUAGAGACAAACAAUGUCAUUAUGCUUGAGCAAGCUGUGUUAUUAUUGGACCAACACUGGAAAUCGUAUAUGUCUGUGGAAACAUAUCGGCUAGUCAGCAGUGAAGCACGUCACGAGUAGCGCAUUGAAACAAGGACCUAGCGCUGGGAAAGUAAGUAAACCUACGUUGGAGCGCCCGAGACGGCGCAAGCAGAAGAUUCAUUUUGCCAACAGACGAUCGGCCACUGGGCAUUUGGCUUGAAUACCUGCCUUUCUGCUUAAUAUAUUCAACAUAUGGUAGGUUUGACGUAUGCUGUGAUUCUGAAUAAUAUGCGCACAUGGAUAGACUAACCUAGAUUUAGCACACGAUGGAGAAUCUUGAGAAGGAGCUUAUUUGCCCAGUUUGUGAUGACUACUUCACGACGCCUAUUGUUCUGCCUUGCCACCAUAAUGUUUGCCAUAAAUGCGCAAGGGAAUGCCUGUCCUCCAUCGACAAAAUGUCGAACGCUGGUUCGGUAGAGAGUAUCUACUCUGUAUCUGGAUCUUCGCCACCUUCAACUCCAAACUCCCCUCCAAGGACGCCUUCAAAUGAACAAGAUCGCUCGAUCACGUCACCUUUAAUGCGUAAGAAGUCCAUUUCAAGGACUGGGAGUCUACGCAGACGAUCAGGUUCCUUUAAGCGCCAAAGUUUGAGUGCUGCAGAAAGUGAUACCGGGGGAGCCACUAAAGGCUUGCGCAGGCGUGAGUCUUUUGGUGGUAGGUCCCCUAGGCCACCGCUAUCAGCAUCAAGCAGGAGCUUAGCUGCAAAGGUGAAGACAUUCCCAUGUCCAUCCUGCAAAUCUGAUGUUGACCUAGGAGAUAAAGGCAUCAAUGGACUAUUCAGAAAUUUCACACUUGAGGCUAUUGUUGAGAGGUACAAAUUGGCGGCGAAGAAAGCUGCCAGCAUACCUUGUGGAUCAUGCAGAGCGCAUCCGCCUGAGGACGCCACUAAGAGCUGUUUGGACUGUAGAGCAAGCUUCUGUAACGUUUGCUAUAAGAACGCACACCCUUGGGGUACACCUCGUGCUCAGCAUAUGCAUGUCGGCCCUACCAGAAACUACAGGCCAAAGACGAUAACAUGCCCGGAACAUCCGGAGGAGCGAGUGACCAUGUACUGCGACGGCUGUCAAAAACCAAUAUGUCACAUGUGUAAAUUUUCUGGUGUCCAUAGCACUCACAAGGUGUCCGGUAUGGAGAGAAAGUACAAUGUUAUGAAGGAUAAACUGGAAAAGAACAUAAAAAAAAUACAAGGCAAAAGGGAAUUGAUUUUGGCGGAGCUGGACAGGAUUAAGGCAAAGAGAAUAAAGUUGGAGACAUCAGGGAACAUAUUCAAACAAGAAGUGAAUUCGGCAUUGGAAUGCGUCCGUGCAAUACUCCAGACGAGAGAGGGCGACAUUGCUGGACGUGCUGAGACUGAGGUGGCCACAAGAAUCAAUUUGGUACAAAUCCAGCUUGAAGCUUACGAGAACAUGCUGCAAGACUGCAAUGUCGUUGAGUAUGCUCAGGAAAUUUUGAAAGAAACUGAGCAUGCGUGCUUUGUCCAAGCUGCACGCCCUGUCAUUAGCAGGAUGCACAAAAUGUCUGAUGCAAUGAAAGUGAACCACAUAGAUGUAUCGGACAACUUCAGGGACAUGCAAAUCACUUCAGCCGGAGCAUCGGAAGCUGUUGGUAGCCUCGACUUCCUUAAAACCCCGGGAGCUCCAAUAAUGAUGUCUGACGAAUCACAAGCUUACAAAGACGUGACUCUUUAUUGGAAACCGCCAUCUGACGGAGGGCAUGUGGAUUUCUACAACCUGGAAUAUCGCCAGAUUGUACAGCAUUCACCUACCAAGACAGGAAGCAAGUCCAAGCAGACCAAGUUCAAAACUGCUGAUCAAAAUGAACUAAACUUCACAACAGAGGCAACAUGGACUUUAAUAAAGGCUGUCAAUGCUACGUCAUACUCUAUAUCAAACCUAGAGAGAUAUAGGGAAUACGAGUUCAGGGUUCAAGCUGUAAACAGCGCGGGUUGUGGGACAUUUAGUGACUCUAUACUAUUAAGGACUACUCCAGGGUCAGUGUUUGACUUCAGAUUCGAUUCAGCAAGAAUCAACUCAGGAAGAGACACAGUUGAAGUAAGUGACAAUGGCAUGACAGCCACCAUUGUCCCGAACAGCAAAGUCCUCGACAAUGUUGGGCUUAUCCCCACAGGACCAGUACCACUCGACCCCAUCUACAUCAUUGGCGACCAGAAAAUAACUUCAGGAAAACACUACUGGGAAAUCGUUAUCAACCAGUCAGCUUACAUAACACAAGUUGGUGUCGUUAGUGAAAAGAAAUCGCGCCUGGUUCUCCAUCCAGGUGAUCAAGUAAGCACAGACAGCGGACAUGAUAGUUGCGAAGAGAUCGAUGUUCAUGAGGAUCCACUCGGCAGUGACUGUGGUGUGAUGAUAAACCAUGUGAUGGGUCAGGUUCGUCUGCCAUCAAAAAAGAGCAGCAGUGGCAAGGAAACAUCAGCAGUUACGGUAUCGAACUCACUGGGUGUUUUAGUUGAUUGUGACAACGGCUUAGUGAGCUUCUACGACGGCAACACAAAACGCUUGAUAUUUUCCAGUGAAAGUUGCGUACGAGGACCAGUUUACCCAGGCCUAGUAAUAGUCGGAGCUGGUUCAUUUAGUAUUCGAUGUUAGGGUAACGCAAAUUCAUAGUUAUAUCAGGGUUAUGUAUAUUGUUGUUGGUGUAUGAAUUUUAAAGUUAGAGUAGUUGUGCUGUAAAUCAUGGUAAACGAUACUGCAUCUUUGGAAGGAGUAUUUUGAUGAUACAAAUUGUCGCCUUCUUUUGUUUUAAUUAUAUUCUUGCCUAGAACCAAAUUAUAUUCUUGCCUAGAACCAAAAUUAAUAAUACUUCAAUAAAAUAAUAUUUUAGUGAUUGAGAUCUUGUUGUAAUGAAAAUGUUUUAACUGUUUAAAUCCCUACAAUAUCUUUAAGGAAAUUUAGGAAUUGCCUUGCUAUCACUUAAAUAUUUCGUGUGUGUUCUUAUAAUUUUAUAUUAUUCAUGUAAAACUGGAUGGGUUGGAAAAUAUACAACAGUUAAUGUCUAAUGUUAGCUACAUUUUAAAUAUGUUUAUUCCUAUCUAAUGCAAGAAUAAUAAGAAUCACCAUGGUUUCAUAGGCUUAUGCUGUAAUAUAAUUGAAAGUCUUAUGCCCGCUUAUACCAUUAUAGUUAAUAUAUAACCUACUAAAAUCUCUUUACGGUAAAUCUACAGUUGAACGGGUCGACCAUGAUAAGCAGUACUGUAUACAUUAUUGUGCCUAAUGGAAAUUUUCUCUAGCAUAUCUCGUGUAAGAAAUAGUAAAUAAUUUCAUAGAAAUGUUAUUGUUUACAUUGUUGACAAUAUUCCCUUUUUUUCGAAGUCAUAAAUUGUUUAAGUAAAAUGUAAUUUCUAUCAUUAUAAUAAUAUGCAAAUUAUAUUAUAUAACUAAAAUGUAUUGCAGUACUAUUGAUUACUACGUUUAGCCUGCGGCGUAUUAUACAAUAUAUUUCUAAAAUUUAAAAUAAACGCAGCUUUACGCCAUCUUACAUAUCCUGUAUCAACAUAGCAGGCUGAUGUCUUUAAACAAUGGCAAAGAUACUAGAAACACAAGAUAGACCUUCCCACAGACAAAAACUGUAUCACCAAUUUGCAGGAUAGGUAUACUGUACUAAGGUAAGCUUGUUCAUCUCCUGUCGUACCCGAUGCCCCAAUAAAUGAGGCGCCGCGUAUAGUACAGGGGGAGAUAAACUCAAGUAAAUGGUCAUUAUUGUAAGGACACUGGCACCGCGUACGGUGGGAGAUCCGUAAAAGAUGUUCUGUCUUUUGUUUCUAGUAUCUGGUAAUAGUUAUUCUGUGCUUCGUGAAUGUCAAUGCUAAUUAAUGCAUUUAUGAUUUUUACUCGAACAUAUUUCAACGGUUUUAAAACAUUUUUGACGGUUAUUUUUUAUUUCAUUAUUUUUUUCUUUAUUGUUGUAAACGACCUAAUGCAUUCAGAAACUAAUGGUUAAUGGUUUUACUUUAUUUUUUUUAAUUAUUAUUGAUGAUAUAAAUUGUUUACUUAUUUAUAUGCUAACGCAGAUCAGAAGCACGAAAUGGAUUUGUAAAAUCAAUACAUUUAUCGUUCUAUUUUAGAGCAUUCUUGUGUCUAAUGUUUUAAAACAUUUUGAUGGUUGUUGAUUUUUGUUUUACAAAUAUUUUUUGUUACUGUAAAUCUGAAAUUGAUUGAGAUACAUUGUUCCUUGUCAAAAACAGAAUUAAUAACAGUUUGACGAAUAUUUAGUACACGUUUAGUGACCUAAUGCAUGCAUCACCCUCAACUCAUAAACUAAUGGUUAAUGUUUUUUCCCUCGAUUUUUUUUUUUAAACCGAUGAUAUAGACUGUUUACUAAUAUGUAUGUUGAUGCAAAUCAGGAGCACGAAACGCGUUAGUAAAAUCAGUAUAUUUGUUGUUCUAUUUUAAAGAAAUCUUAUGUCUAAUAUUUACCUUGAUAUUAUCAACGUGCCUUUGCUAUUCCACCUACCUUCUACCUUGAUAUAUUUUAGUCUGACGUCACAGUAGGUAUGCAAUAACAAUGUGACGCCAUCUUAUUGUCUUUCCUGGUGGCAUAUGUACUUUUUAACUUGUAAAAAUGAUAUUUGAAGCUUGAAUUAUUUUUGUAAAAGAAUUCUUUCUAUUGUUUUAGUUGUACAGUAAAUGUAUGCACAGAAUAUAUCGACUAGUAACUUGAAUAAAGAGAUUAAAUGUAUGGAAAUUGA
Molecule: messenger RNA, 5218 nt
Organism: Anneissia japonica
Lineage: Eukaryota; Metazoa; Echinodermata; Crinoidea; Comatulida; Comatulidae
Product: E3 ubiquitin-protein ligase Trim36-like
Exons: 9
Coding region: 780-3119 (779 amino acids)
Molecular function (GO): protein binding; zinc ion binding
Source: RefSeq, a predicted model, not a curated record